This is a messenger RNA of Ailuropoda melanoleuca (giant panda), 3237 nucleotides long. RefSeq names its product cilia and flagella associated protein 96 (gene CFAP96). The record is from RefSeq and is a predicted model, not a curated record. Bases 1400 to 2332 code for a protein of 310 amino acids. Lineage: Eukaryota; Metazoa; Chordata; Mammalia; Carnivora; Ursidae. The transcript is spliced from 8 exons. Gene Ontology annotation, cellular component: centrosome; cytoplasmic microtubule.
CAGACGCGCUGACGUCCGCGCAAGGCUUCAGCACGCUGGCCCGGAAGUGGCGUUUCCAGGGGUGGAGCCUGGGAAGGCUGACUACAACUCCCAACAUGCCCCGCAGUAACGUCGCGGGGCGUAUUUUACCGCAGUAACGUCGCGGGGCGUAUUUUACCACAGCUCCUCGCGGACGGAUAAGGCUUCCUCCUAGGAUCCUUCUCUCAGUAAAUUCUAUUGGUUGAGUCCUUCGCAUUCUACCCACACUCUUCAGUCUUUCUGUACAUUCCGUGAGGCGGCUUAGAACUCCCCACGGAGGCUCCCGUAGCGCACUCUGGAACGAGUCCUGCCGUACCCGAGGCAACGCGUCACAAUAAACACGUGCGGCCACAGUCGUUAGCAGCGGUGCGCGGAGCGUGCGGAGGCGCUUCGCAGUGCGGCCUCGCGCGGGAGGCGCGUGCGCCAGGUGGCCCCCAGCACUUGUAGCUCCUGCCGCGGAGUUAACGCGGACCCGACCUCAGACGACCUGGUCUCGGCUGUCGGACCGGGUGUCCUUCUGAGAGGUGACUUGGUCCUCGGGGCCUCAGGGUGUUGUCCUUUCGAUACCGUCCUCCUCCGAGCCUGUUUUCUUAAUGGGGAAUCACGUUCCUGUCGCCUCACCAGUUUCCCGCCCCCUCCCCUCAGCGCUUUAAGCACGAGGGACCCUGCCGAGUUCACUCGUGUUAGGUUGGAAGCGCCCUGGGGUCAGGACCCAGGCCCUUUGAAAUGUUGUCCUAGCUUCUGUCAGAGAGCUUCACCCAGAGGAGGGGUUUGCAAGGUGUGUGUGGGAUGAAUGAACGGUUCUGUCAAUGGUGCUCAGCAAGACUUACGUAGUGGAAACAUUCAAGGCGGGAACCCCUGUCCUUCCUCCCUCGGUGGCUCGCGUUGUCGUGUGCGGGAGCCGCGCAGACACUGCGGAGACCGGUUCCUGCUGUCGGGAAGCCAGCCGUUUAGUGGGAGCACAGCUGGGAAUGAAAGGGCUCUCGCACGCUGUAUGUGAACCGGUAACCCGUUAGGUAAACCGUGGCGAGGGCUUAGGAAGAGAAGUGCGUGAUGUGAGGCCAUUACAGACGAAUGGGCUGCAAUCCGGAGGGUCCGUGCCAACUGGGGGAACUAACGGGGUCAGCACAUGAAGUACUCGCAUGCAGUGCAACAGCAUGUGCCAUGGUCCUGUGGCUGGAGCGAGCCUGAUGGGAGAACCGAAAGAAGCCACAUGCAGCCCAGGUGCCAGCGAGUGGGGUUCGAAGGGUGACAAGUGUGGGUGAUAGCCGACCCUGGGAGCCAUUUAAAGGAUUCGAGCCCGGGAUUUUACUAUAAAAAAAUAGCCAUAAAGAACCCUUUGAAGUUGUCAAUAUAGAGGAUACCACCACCAGAAGGAACCAUGCCUGUAGAAGGAGGGAAAACUGAUAUGGAGAGGAUUGGCCUCUUCAGUGAGAUGGAAUAUGUUACUGUUGGUGAUAAAUAUGUGUCAGCAUUUAAUCGACCCUUUAAUGAGGCUGCAAGCAAGAAUAAACAGAUGCUACCUGGGGGAUCCAAAGAAAUGUCAAACCUCCAGGCAGGUUAUUUUGAUCCCCAUUUUGUAAGGAUAUUUGAAGGUGAAGGCUACGUAAGUCUGAAUCAAGUGAGGAGACGGCAUAUGAUGGAUGAAGCCAAAAAAAAUCUAGGCAAAGCCUUCCUUCCUAGUAGUGGAGAUAAAAAGCUAUGUGGUUUAGGAAGCUACUAUGGAACAUUAGGUGGUCCCGUGCCAUUCUUCAGUGCACAGUCAAAACCCAGAGAAAAAUAUGAAGCACCUGGAAAGAAUUUAUACACAAACCCAGGAAAGAAAGGAACUGGAUAUGGCUAUGCAAAUAUUACCAUAGGUAAACAGCUAACACACUCUGCUGAUUUCUACGAUGCACCCAAACUAAAUUAUAAGAAGGAGAAUGAAGAACACCAUCGUUUAGUUAAAGGAGCACCUUUCAAGUUAAACCUUUACCCAAGGGAAUAUUUUGAUACCAAUCCUUAUUCAUCUGAGAAACCUUUACCACCAAUUAAAAAAACAGAGAAGAAAGAAUUACUUUCACACCCCUUUAAGCCUUCUUCUCCGGGGAAAAAGGCCGGUGGAAUGAAGGCAGGAACAUUUGACCCUUACCCUUCGCAUUCUGCUGACCCUUAUGUGGUUAAAUUGGCAAACCAGAUUUCCGGCAAAAGUGCUAAGAUUUUCCACCCGCCAGGUGGACCAAAAAGCAGACCAAUUGAAAGUAUAAUGACUAUGAAUGUCAAAAGGGCACUAAAUAUGAAGAACUACAAGACUGCUUCAGUACAGUCCUUUUAGCACCUGGAAGACAAAUAGCUUUCUAGGUUGUGACUACCAGUAAUUCAUUAUUGAGUGCUAAUUAUUUGCAAAAAACAUAAGAUGUGAAACAUAUCUCAAGCAUUUAAAAGAUACUUAAGCCUGCAACUCUAAUAUUCUUUCUUGUUUUAGUACUAAUACUUAAGGAAUAAAUAGUAUUUGUUAAUAAUAUAUGAUUGUUGGUCUUUGUUUAGAUCUGUGUUCUGGGGAGAAUAUAAUGUUUAGACAUUGCAUAAAAUCCUAAACUGUUGUCUAUCAUUUGAAAGCUUACUCCUUAUGUUGAAGAAUUGUAAGCUUAGAGAGCCAGGGUGAAGGCUGGGGCUGGAGGUGUAGAAAGAGCACAUUAAGUUCUUACCUUGUGUUUCUUCUUGGAGGUAUUUGAAAAUUGGAUUGAUAGACUAUCCAAGUGUCAUAGCCCAUUAAAGCAUUCUUAACAUCAAAGAGAAAUAUGGAUCUACUCAUAUUGCAUAGAUUCAUGUAUGCACAUUAUAGAGUGAGGCAAAUGUCUCCAUUUAUGUGGUCUCAUGCCUUCUACUUAUGGCCUUUGUAAAGCUUCAUAUUAGCCGAUGGCAGCCCCUGGAUGAGCUGGAGGAAGGGAGAAUGAGGAAAGCCCUGUUAGUUGAGUAUCUUACAAAAACACAAAGUUACAAGAUGGAUGAGGUUUGUCUUUGGUGUCCUCUCAUGUGCAUUUGCAGCUGUCCAAAGCUGUCUCUCCUGGAAUAUCCUGCUCUAGGUCUUAUUCUCUUGUUCCCAGAUUAUCUCUUUUUCAUUUGCCCUACACUUUAAAAAAUAUCUGUGCUUAAAAAGAGGUUUUAAGUGGAAAGGGUAUUUAAGGGUAUUUAUGAUGUAAGUACAUUACUGUAGUUCACAGUGAAGUCUUAUUCACA